Ctenopharyngodon idella (grass carp) is the source of this 578-nucleotide messenger RNA. RefSeq lists its product as uncharacterized. Gene Ontology annotation, molecular function: hormone activity; glucagon receptor binding. The record is from RefSeq and is a predicted model, not a curated record. Lineage: Eukaryota; Metazoa; Chordata; Actinopteri; Cypriniformes; Xenocyprididae. Gene Ontology annotation, biological process: regulation of insulin secretion; response to starvation; regulation of fatty acid biosynthetic process. The coding region runs from base 92 to 418 and encodes 108 amino acids. Gene Ontology annotation, cellular component: extracellular region. The transcript is spliced from 4 exons.
CGCCGGUUUGAAUUCAACUAUUUGUUGUCAGUGGUGUUUGAUGCUUGAUAUCCAUUUUUCUCAUCUGUUUUGACGUAUUAAAUAAGAAAAUAUGAAGGCUGCAGUAUUUGCGCUGGUUUUGAUAUGCCUUGGCAGUUCAUUGUCAUGUGCAGAAUCCCAGCCCAUCGAUAGCAGCUCAACAAAUGACAUCCAGAAGUUUAGCCGCCGUUAUGCUGAAUCAACCAUUGCAAGUGACAUCAGCAAAAUUGUGGACUCGAUGGUUCAGAAAAACUUUGUAAACUAUCUGCUCAAUCAGAGAGAGAAGAAGAGCGAACCAACUAUGGCAGAGGAUUCAGACAACCACAUCUUCAAUGACCUGCUGAAAAAAGAGUUCAUGAUGUGGGUUCAGAGUAAAGCCGAUGCAUUCAAGAAUCAAUAAAGCUAAACAGGACGUGCCUCUUAAAGCACCUUUGGAGAACAAACCAAAUUUGAAGGGCAAAUGAGUCUACUACCAGAAUUUUUCACAGCCUAUCUGAAUAUCUUGUCAUGUAUCUCUAAAUGAAAACCUGUUAAUUAAAAAUAAAUUGUGUUCAAAAUCA